CGGAUGAUAAGUUGGGAGGAUAUAAAUUGAAUUAUAAUUCCAAUAUGACAGAUAGAGAGUGAGCUCUGUCCUCGGUACUUGCAGAGAUCCUAUAUUAUUUUUACAUUUAGCGUAAUCAUAUUUCAUCGCAGUUGACGUGGUUCGAACCAGAACCUAAACCUUGUGGCCCUUCCGUCUUUAGCAAGACUGCAGAGAAUGCGAAAAAAAAUUGGAUUCUCCAUGGACAACCUAGCAGUAUUACGGAGUAUUACUAAUUUGUGGACCAUUCACCCCCACCAAAUUCAAGAAGAUCCUCAUCUUGGAGCUUUUCUUGGCCUAGCAUUGAACUCAACUAAAACAAACGCCCCACGGGGACGGCCUUAAUUAGUGUCAGUAACUUCACGUUCAGAUCAGAAGCUGUUAAGUUCAUGAAUGCCAACUAUUCGUGUCUUUUCUUCCUCCCUGGCCUGCCCGGCUGCCCGGCCCUUCUCACAUUAAACCUGCACCUUCACUAGUUGAAGGCCUACUUCUGAUUCUUUCGUUAUCCUUAUUAUUCCAAGCAAGCAGAUUAUGGAUGAAAUAAUGGAAACACCAUCUAUGGCCAAAGAACUAGAAGCAGCAAAAAGGGUAUUAUCUUCCCUUAAAGAAGAAGGCUUCAAAUGCAUGGCUUCUCUGGACGAUAUAAGAGGUGAGUUAAAGCAUGUCUCAUAUGAGAAAGGUCUGUCAAAGAAGAAGCAACAGAAGUCUGACUUAAUCAUCCAGAAACUGAACUCCAAGCUUCUAGAAGCAAACGCCAAGCUGGAAGCCACAUCUUUAAGUCAAGAAAAAGUCAACUCCCUCUCCUCAAAUCUUUCCCUCACUCUUGAGCAGGCAGAGGAGGCAGCCGGGGCUGCCCAGAAAGAAAGCGCUGCUGCCAUGGAAGAAACCGAAAAGAUUAAGGAAGAAAUCAAGAAAACAGAUUUAGAGACAAGUCUGGCUAAGGAGAAGCUACAGAGUGCAGUGAAAGAGCUUAAGAAGGUGAAGUCAUCAGAAGGGAGUGCACUGGAGAAUCUAAGAGCACUUGUGGGAAAGACAGUGAUGGAAAGAGCUUCCAUGAAAAGCUCCAAGGUGGUAAUCUCGAGAUUUGAAUAUGAAUACUUGAUGGGUAAUGCGGCUAUGGCAGAAGAGAUUGCAGACAAGAAAGUUGCAGCAGCUGAAGCUUGGGUCAGAGCUUUGAAAGAAAGCGAGAAGGAGAUCUUGAUGAGAACCGAAAUGCUUGAGAGGGAGACCAGAGAGCUCAAGGCAGAUUAUAGGCUUCUUUUGGAGAAAAGACUCUAUGCCAAGAAAAUCAACACUUAGGGGGUGUACUUAGGGGCGUAUUGUAUUAGGAAUUGGUGUCAAAAUUUUAAAAGUCUAUGGAUUUUAAAAGUUUAAGUGUAUUCAAUGUGAACUUUUAAAUGUCUACAAAAGUCUAGGUGUAUUCAAUAUAGACUUUUAUAAGUCUAUAAAAGUCUAGGCAUAUUCAAAGUUCCGUUCAUUCUUAUGAAUUUCUAAAAUCAUGGAUUCUCAUUGACUUUUAACUCAUUUUUAGUA
This is a messenger RNA of Cuscuta europaea, 1551 nucleotides long. The record is from the annotation of a GenBank genome assembly. NCBI's taxonomy places the organism in Eukaryota, Viridiplantae, Streptophyta, Magnoliopsida, Solanales, Convolvulaceae.